Messenger RNA from Ziziphus jujuba (common jujube), 1077 nucleotides. RefSeq names its product ubiquitin-conjugating enzyme E2-23 kDa. The transcript is spliced from 7 exons. Gene Ontology annotation, cellular component: nucleus. Gene Ontology annotation, biological process: ubiquitin-dependent protein catabolic process; protein polyubiquitination. The coding region runs from base 230 to 784 and encodes 184 amino acids. Gene Ontology annotation, molecular function: ubiquitin conjugating enzyme activity. The record is from RefSeq and is a predicted model, not a curated record. NCBI's taxonomy places the organism in Eukaryota, Viridiplantae, Streptophyta, Magnoliopsida, Rosales, Rhamnaceae.
CGACAUUCACAUUUCACCCUCUUUCUCUCUCUCUCUCUCUCUCUACCUUCUCUAUUCAGUUUUCUCUUUUCCUAUUUCAUUUUCUGUUUGUUUCUCGAGAAAUUCUUAUCAGAUUAGACUUGGCAGACCCCUCUUACAGGCUUCAAAUUUCUAGUGCUUGUUGUAAGAUAAACACCUGAUUUCUUGGACAGUUGUGGGAGGUUUUGGAAUUUAAUUUAUUUGGCUCAUAAUGUCUUCCCCUAGUAAAAGGAGAGAGAUGGAUGUCAUGAAGCUGAUGAUGAGUGAUUACACUGUGGAGACAAUAAAUGACGGCCUCAAUGAAUUUAACGUGGAAUUCCAUGGUCCAAAAGAGAGCCUUUAUGAAGGUGGUGUUUGGAAGAUCCGCGUUGAGCUACCUGAUGCUUAUCCAUACAAGUCCCCUUCUAUUGGGUUUGUGAACAAGAUUUUCCACCCAAAUGUUGAUGAGCUAUCUGGUUCUGUCUGCUUAGAUGUAAUUAAUCAAUCAUGGAGUCCAAUGUUUGAUCUUUUAAAUGUUUUUGAAGUUUUUCUUCCACAACUCUUGCUUUAUCCAAAUCCUUCAGAUCCAUUGAAUGGUGAUGCUGCAUCAUUAAUGAUGAAGGACCGAAAGCUGUAUGAUCAAAAAGUAAAAGAGUACUGUGAACGGUAUGCAAAAAAGGAGCACAUUACCAACUCGAUGCCCGAAGAGGAGAGCGGCGAUGAUCACAUUACUGAUGAGGAAAGUGGUUCCAGUGAUGAUGAUAUUGCUGGACAUGCAGAUCCAUAGGUUUUUAACAUCCGGGGCUACUUUAGCUUUUGAUAUAAACUCCACUAUCUAUAGCAACAGCAACAAAAACCCCAUUACAUGCUUUUCACCAUUUAAUUAGAUGUUUGUAGACUAAAUUUGAUUUGCUUGUAAAAUCAUGAACUAUGACAUUGAUGCCUUCAUAAAAAUCAUUUAACACAAGGUAUCAAUCAUAAAAAUAGAUAAAUAGGAAGGAACUCCUGGACAUAUUUUGUCAUUUUUGUUUCAUAUUUUAUCAUACAUAAUCUUAGGCCAGCCUACCUCACAUUAUUCCA